Molecule: messenger RNA, 543 nt
Organism: Thelazia callipaeda (thelaziosis nematode)
Lineage: Eukaryota; Metazoa; Nematoda; Chromadorea; Rhabditida; Thelaziidae
Source: the annotation of a GenBank genome assembly
AUGUCAACUUUCUCCGUGCUUACGACAUUUUUCGUUACGGUACUUGGAGAUAGUCUAGUACUGUAUUAUCCUGUUUACCCAAACUUUGUAGUACCUAAACACCUACAAAACUUCGAGAGAAAUGCUCCUCCCAGAAUUUUUCCCAGAGAUCCUGAUAUACCCUCUUCUGGUAUUGUAUUUCUCAGAAAAGAUCUUCCUGCAAAGUUUAAAAUCAAUAAAGAUAGGACAUCCAACACUAAUUCUGAAAAAGAAACCAAUACGAUUAAGAAUGAUACUUUCCUAACAAAUAAGAAAGAUACUGAUGAAGCGAAAUUCAGCAUCAGUCAACAGAUGAGCAGUACAGAAGGAUCACUUCAAGAGAAUACUUUGGUAUCAAAUGAUGUAACAAGUGAAAUCGAUUACACUGAAUAUGACGCCAGUGAAGGCUCAUCGAAAAGAGCAACGCAGUCAAGUACGACUAAUAAUAUCAUCGGUUCAGUGAAGAUACAGGUAUUCGAGAGCGAGCCAGAAUAUUUAUUUGCACAACUCUCUACAAUAAAAUAA